Molecule: messenger RNA, 4510 nt
Organism: Notolabrus celidotus (New Zealand spotty)
Lineage: Eukaryota; Metazoa; Chordata; Actinopteri; Labriformes; Labridae
Product: active breakpoint cluster region-related protein-like
Exons: 42
Coding region: 131-4414 (1427 amino acids)
Biological process (GO): intracellular signal transduction; positive regulation of GTPase activity
Cellular component (GO): membrane
Molecular function (GO): acyl-CoA dehydrogenase activity; GTPase activator activity; guanyl-nucleotide exchange factor activity
Source: RefSeq, a predicted model, not a curated record
ACAGUCUGCUUCCGGCUAACAGGGAGAAACAUUCAGGUAAAACCACAGUGGGUCAUUUGGAGAACCAGUCGGCCACAACUCAGACCCAGUGGACGUGUCAUUGUAUAAUUUACAAAGAGCAAACUAAAUCAUGCUGCUUCGUAAAGUGAGCCAGUCUUCCGCGCUGUGCGGCGCCAUUCUCAGGAUUCCUCCCGUCCUAUCUGGAGGUCCUCGUCAUGCAGGGGCUGUGGCUGCUGCACAACACGCUCGUCUCUACGCCAGCCAAGCUGCAGAGGCUGUGCUGGAGAAGCCUGCUGCCGUCGGCACUGAAACUGCAACCAAAGUGGAAAAGAAGGCUGUUGAGACUGAAUCCAAAUCUUAUGCUGUCAACCUUUUCAAAGGACAGAUUCAGACUGCUCAAGUGUUUCCCUACCCCUCAGUGAUGAAUGAGGAGCAGGAACAGUUUCUCCGGGAGCUUGUGGGGCCUGUCAACAAAUUCUUCGAGGAGGUGAAUGACCCCGCUAAGAACGAUGCUUUGGAGAAAGUAGAGGAUCACACCAUGGAGGGGCUGAAGGAGAUGGGUGCCUUUGGCUUGCAGGUGCCCCCCGACCUGGGCGGCCUCGGCCUCUCAAACACACAGUACGCCCGGCUUGUCGAGAUCGUUGGAAGUCACGAUCUGGGCGUUGGCAUCACUCUGGGUGCCCACCAGUCCAUCGGCUUCAAGGGUAUCCUGCUCUUCGGGAACACAGCCCAGAGGGAGAAGUAUCUGCCUAAGCUUGCCACAGGAGAGACGAUUGCCGCUUUCUGUCUCACUGAGCCGGCCAGUGGCUCUGAUGCCGCCUCCAUCCGGUCCACAGCAGUCGAGUCACCCUGUGGGAAGUUCUUCACUCUCAGUGGCAGCAAGAUCUGGAUCAGCAAUGGAGGUAUCGCUGAAAUCUUCACAGUGUUCGCCAAGACACCCAUGAAGGAUCCAAAGACAGGCGAGAUGAAGGACAAGAUCUCCGCCUUCAUUGUGGAAAGGAGCUUCGGAGGAGUGACACAUGGCCCUCCUGAGAAGAAGAUGGGCAUCAAGGCAUCCAACACAGCCGAGGUGUAUUUCGACAACGUCCGCGUGCCUGCAGACUGCCUCCUGGGCGAGCUGGGCGGGGGCUUCAAGGUGGCCAUGAACAUCCUGAACAAUGGGCGUUUCGGCAUGGCGGCGGCUCUCUCCGGCACCAUGAAGGGUGUCAUCUCUAAAGCUGUGGAUCAUGCAGUGAACAGAACUCAGUUCGGGGACAAGAUCCACAAGUAUGGAGCGAUCCAGGAGAAGAUCGCUCGCAUGAUCAUGCUGCAGUAUGUGACUGAGUCGAUGGCUUACAUGAUCAGCGGCAACAUGGACAGCGGAGCGACUGAGUUCCAAAUAGAGGCUGCUAUCAGCAAGAUCUUUGCCUCUGAAGCAGCCUGGACAGUGACCGACGAGUGUGUUCAGGUCAUGGGUGGUAUGGGUUUCAUGAAGGAUGCCGGAGUGGAGAGAGUGAUGAGGGAUCUGAGAAUUUUCCGUAUCUUUGAGGGCACAAAUGACAUCCUGAGGCUCUUCGUGGCCCUCAACGGCUUCCAGAGCGCUGGCAUCCAGCUGAAGAGCUUGCAAAAGGCCCUGAAGAACCCCAUCGGCAAUGCUGCAAUGCUCGCCGGAGAAAUCACAAAGAGAGCCAAGAGGAAGGCCGGUCUGAGCACAGGACUCACUCUGCAGGGGACUGUACAUCCUGAGCUGGCACACAGCGGGGACCUGACCACAAAAGCAAUCGAGCAGUUUGGAGGAGUCGUCGAGGACCUGCUGAUCAAACACGGCAAGAAAAUCAUUGAUGAACAGUUUGUUCUGAAGAGAGUUGCAGACAGCGCCAUCGACCUCUAUGCCAUGAUUGUUGUCCUGUCCAGAGCUUCACGUGCUCUGAGUCAGGGCUCUCCCUCUGCUCAGCAUGAGAAGGUGCUGUGUGAGACCUGGUGUGUGGAGGCUCACGACAGGAUCAUGCGGGACCUGAAGGCUCUGAGCUCCAUUGAAGCAGAGCCUGAGGUCCAGGAUGAGGAUGUGUUCCAUGAGGAGACAGUGUCCAGUUUACACUCUCCUCUCCAACCUGAGAUCAUAGAUUUCCCAGAAACCCCCACUUUACACAGCACAGAGGAAAUGUUGGAGAGGAGGCUGGUGGUCCUGAAAGGCAUCCUGGAGAGUGAAGAGGUUUAUCUCAGAGAGCUGGAAGUCCUCCUGAUGCCCAUGAAGGCUCUGUGGGCCUCAGCAGGGACCUCACAACCUGUUCUGUCCAGUCGUCAGGUCCAGACUGUUUUCUACCAGGUGCCUGAGCUCAGAGACAUGCACCAAAGCUUUUACUCAGACCUGAAGGCCAGACUGGGUUUGCACAGUCAGUCUGAGGAGGGAGAGGCAGACCAUGCAGGCUUUGAGUUGAUGGUGGGCGACAUCUUUCUGAAAAUAGUCAACCAGAUCGGUCUGUACGGGGGUUUUAUUGAAAACUAUGAAGAAGCUGUAGAAGUGGUCAGAAAGUGUACACACUCAGAUCCACGUUUCCAGGCUCUAGCCCAGAGCAUGAUGACUAACGGCUCUGACAAAACACGGACCAAAUACACAUUGGAAGCUCUUCUUUACAAACCUCUGGACAGAGUCACCAAAACAACACUAGCCCUACGCGAUCUCCUGAAGACGACACCGGCAGAGCACAGAGAUUACUCGUCCUUGCAAGAAGCUCUGAGAUUGUCUCGCAGCUUCCUGUCUGGUGUCAACGAGAGUUCACAGAGCAAACGGGAGGUCAUGCUCAGUCACGGCAUGAGGCGUCAGCUGAUGCGGGACGGCUUUGUGCUCAAUGCAAGUGAUGGUGAGCGCCGCCUGCAUCACCUCUUCCUCUACACUGACCUCCUGCUGUGCACCAGACUCAAACCAGCAAGCAGAGGAAAGCAGGACCAGUACAGGUUCUGCUGGUUUCUGCCUCUUGCUGGUUUGAAACUUCACUGGGCUGCAGAGCAGGAGCGUUCGGCAUAUACACACCUUCGCUUACACUCCAUAAGAACGAAGAUGUACCACCUCAGACAGCAACUACGGCAGCACACGGGGGCUAUUCCAGCCCGCAGCAGAAAGAAGCUGGAGCAGAUGGAGCUCAUGCUGCUCACACACUCACCUGUGUACCGAUUGGAGCUGCACAGCCCCAGUGCCAAGAGUCACACUCUCCUCCUCUCCUCACUGUAUGAACUUGAAGAAUGGAGAGAAGCCAUCCACAAACUCACCACAGACAACAUAGAAACCGUCCCUCCAGACCUGCUCACCCUCACCAGUGCAUGUGUAAAACUGAGAAUGACCCAGCAGCCACCACUGCACAGCUCAAACAGCGUGGAGGUCGGGGGGUGUUUGUGUGGGACACUGAGUGUGGCGAUCCAUUCUGCCUGCAGCCUUCAGGAACCAGCCUGUGUGUACGUCUGUGUGGAAGUUGACGGGUAUGAGUUUUACAAUAAACAAGCCCAGACUCACUCGUCUGUCCACAGCCUCAACCCACAUUGGGAUCAGGAGCUGUCGUUCCAGGUUGACGGGGCAAAGGAGCUGAGGGUGAUCUGUGUGAGCCAAGAAGACGGACAGGAUGAUACCGUCCUGGGAAAAGCUGCUGUUCAAUUGGACUCUAAAACCCUGACUAAGCGAUGGAGGAGACAGACUCUACACUUACAGCAGGCGGAGCUGACUCUUUCCCUGAAGUACUGUCCCCACCCGCUUGAACCGCCCAGCUCUUCAACCCAAACACAUCCUGUCUUCUGCGUCUCCAUCGAAACUUUGUCUCAGCAGGAGGGAGUUCUGAUUCCUCACGUGGUGCGCUGCUGCGUGGAGGAGGUGGAGAGGAGAGGCAUAGAAGAGGUCGGCAUCUACAGGAUUUCAGGAACCACAAGUGACAUCAACUCACUAAAGGCUGCGUUCAACAGCAAUCUGCGUGAAGCCGUGACCAGGCUGAGAAGUUCAGAUGUGAACGCCGUCUCUGGAGUCCUCAAACUUUACUUAAGGGAGCUACCAGAGCCUCUCAUCCCCGCUGAGCUGUUUCAGAGCUUGGCUGAAGCACUGGUGAUCCAGGACAUGGACUCUCGUUUAGUGUCCAUGCUGUCUCUGCUCCAGUCCUGUCCUGACCCCAACAGACACACCUUCCUCUACCUGUUGCACCACCUGCACCGAGUCUCUAAAAAGCAAGAUAUCAACAAGAUGUCUCUCCUGAACUUGGCCACAGUGUUUGGUCCGAGUCUUGUGCGCCCCCCUGUGGUUGGACUGGGGCAUGAUGGCCCCACAGUGGAUAUCUCUCAGGAGGUGGUGGUGCAGGUUCAAGUGGUUUUCUCCUACCUGCAGUGUAAUAACCUCCCUGAAGCCCAGACCUCUCUGCCUCAUGACACAGACAGUGAGGAUGAGACCACCCACGUGUGAGACCACCAUCAGUGCCAGACGUUGUGUGUAACAACACGUCUGAGCCAGGACUGACCUUGACCUAUUUAUUGAUUAAAAUAUUGACUUUAGACUGGA